GAGGGGAGAAAAGGGCACAGGAAUUACAGCACUGGAAAGUGGAAUACACGACCACAGAGGGGAGAAAGUCUGAAGGGUUUCUUCUUUUCUUCAAUUUCGAUGUCACUUCCUCUACGAUACGAAAAUCCACCAACACAAAGAUUGACGACACCGGCACCAAGGGAUCGAACUGCACUCGAACGAGUUGUGCGAAAGCCAGCUCCAACAUCUCACUUCAUCCAUCCCACCAAUACCACGAACACAACAAACAGCAGAUGCGAUUCUGCACUCCUCCUCAGAAAUCCCACCCACAUGCACCCUCCUGCAGGUUGCCUGCAGACCAAAACGCCAAGCUCCACUCAUCUCCCGGCACACUUCGCCACCUCCAACCUCCUCCUCCAAUUGGUUUUCCUCUCCUCCACCCCAUUGGAGGAAAGCCAAAGGGCCGUUUCGGGCGCGAAAAAUAGGGCGGGAGUUGGCGUCCCGCUAUUGGCCGGGCUGCAUCUUCGUCAACCCUCAAUGACGUCAUCCCACUUGGUGGGGCUUGGGAUGCGCUGCAACAACACAUGCUGGGGGAGGGAGAAUGGUUCCGACGGAGAAUCCCGUUCCACUGCGGGAGGGCGGACGGAUGGAUGCGUUUCAUCCAUCGACUUGUCCAGCUGGCGAUGGAUACGAGGACUGUACCUUCUCCUUUCGGUGCCUACGUCUAUUUUUAUUCGUCCACCACCAAGACAUUUAUCUUUACCCUAUUUUUACUUUUGAUGUUGUUUCGGAAGUAGGCAAGCGAGUGAGCGAUUUGAGCGAUCUUUCUUGCGUAUACCAAACCGUUCAAACCUUGCAAGAGGUGUAAAAGCAAAGGCA
Molecule: messenger RNA, 840 nt
Organism: Hyaloscypha bicolor E
Lineage: Eukaryota; Fungi; Ascomycota; Leotiomycetes; Helotiales; Hyaloscyphaceae
Exons: 3
Coding region: 100-741 (213 amino acids)
Source: RefSeq, a predicted model, not a curated record